This is a messenger RNA of Mixia osmundae IAM 14324, 966 nucleotides long. RefSeq lists its product as uncharacterized. The record is from RefSeq and is a predicted model, not a curated record. NCBI's taxonomy places the organism in Eukaryota, Fungi, Basidiomycota, Mixiomycetes, Mixiales, Mixiaceae. Gene Ontology annotation, cellular component: endoplasmic reticulum membrane. Gene Ontology annotation, biological process: protein folding. The coding region runs from base 1 to 966 and encodes 321 amino acids. The transcript is spliced from 6 exons.
AUGGGAUUCAGCUUCGGAAGCUUCGACUCGAUAUGCAACACAGCAGCCCUCAUUGUCUGUCCCCUGCUGGGAGGCCAAGAUGGCAUCGAGCCUGUCUGCUAUAGCCGCAAUGUUGAGAUCGGCAACACGCUUAUCUUCCAGCCAGGCACUUGGAACGGAAUAGCAACGGCCUUCAUUCAUAUCAUCGCGCUUUUGAUGGUUGCCAUCAUGGUCUUUCACAUCCGAUCAAAGUAUACCGCCGUCGGAAGGAAGGAGAUUGUGCUCUUCUUCUAUCUCUACGCCGUCGUCGAAUUGCUGUCUAUUUUUCUCGACACCGCGAUCAUCCCGACGAGCUCAUCUGCCUACCUGUGGUUUGCGGCAGUCCAUACUGGCAUAAUAUCAGCCACGUUCUGGUGCUUGCUCGUCAAUGGCUUUGUCGGGUUCCAAUUUGCAGAGGACGGCACGCCCCUCAGUCUAUGGUCUCUGCGAGGCAGUUGUGCGGCAGUCUUUGCGAUCGUCUUCUUUGUGGCCGUCGCGACCUUCAAAUCAAUAGCAGGACUGAGCCCGACCAAAACGGCGGUACUAUGGGUGUUCACAUACAUCUUCAAUGGCGCCUGCGUCGUCAUCUACAUCGUGCUACAACUCAUUCUCGUCUUCAGGACGCUAGAUGACCGGUGGCCGAUCGGGGAUAUUCUCUUUGGCACCGCAUUCUUUGCUAUCGGCCAAGUCGUCCUGUAUGCCUUUAGCGUCACCAUCUGCGACGCCGUCAAGCACUACCUUGAUGGCUUAUUCGCAUCGACAACGUGUACGCUCCUUGCCGUCAUGAUGGUCUACAAAUACUGGGACUCCAUCACGAAAGAAGAUCUCGAGUUCUCAGUGGGCAGCAAGACUGCAGUCUGGGAGCUCAAGGACUACAAGGAGAACUGGGACGAUAGCUCUUAUGGCGGUGGCUCAGGUCACGGAUACCCGCCUACGAAAGGCUACUAG